Closterium sp. NIES-67 is the source of this 2666-nucleotide messenger RNA. Lineage: Eukaryota; Viridiplantae; Streptophyta; Zygnematophyceae; Desmidiales; Closteriaceae. The record is from the annotation of a GenBank genome assembly.
CCAAAGCAGCCUGCCACUCGCGCGAAUACUGUCGCCAGCCGAUCCCGACGCCUAUUCCGUCGCCUAUCCCAUCGCCUAUUCCAUCGCCUAUCCCAUCGCCCUUCCGUCGCCUAUCCCGUCGCCGAUCUCGUCGCCGCAGCCGAUCGUGCGACCAGCUGCUCCAAUGACGCGCCCGGCACCGCACGCCAGCCGCGCCUAGCAAGUUUCACUCCUUUCAAAACCCCUACCUUACGCCCCGACUCCUGACUCCCGAUCCGCCUGCUUCGCUCCGAUUGCUCCCUUCCGCACGCGCGCGCUUUCGAAUCCUCUCCACCUUCGUCGGGGAGAGCUCUGAAGCGAUUAAGUAGUCGCAUUAGUCCUAAUCGCAGCAGCCUCCUCCUCGCUCGCAGCAGCGGACGAGCCGCAGAUGGCGCGCGCGGACGCGCGGGUGGUGGCGAGGCGCGCAGCGGCGCUGGUGCAUCGUCACGUGGCAGGCCGCGAGGGCGCGUUGCGAGAAGCCGCGACAGCAGCAGUAGGCGCGGGCAGGUGUCUGGGGGCAAGGGUGGGAGAAGCGGCAACCACGACUGUGAUAGCGUCGGCAACGGCGACGACAACCUCAGCAGAGGUUGCUGCAGCAGGCGGAGGAGCAGGGGCAGCGUGCGCGCUUGGAUCUAGAGCCGCGUGCUGCGAUGUGAUUGGUACACGCGGCGCAGCACAUGCAACGGCGGCCGCAGCAGCAGCAGCUAGGGGGGAGUUUGCGGCGUGUGGUGCAUUGUCGGGAGUGCCAGUGGCAGCAGCACUUUCAUCGUCGGCGGCGACACUAGCAUUCGCGAGGGGCUCGAAUACACUGCUGCUGACAGGCGCGUGGCCCGGCCUGGUGCACGAACAGCGACUAAGAUACGUGGCUGGGUGUUUCGGUGCAGCGAACAACGCCGCUCAUACCAUGGCCGCUCUCACCACCUCUGCCAAAACCACCGUCUCCGCCACCACCGCCACCACCACCCCUGCCAUCCCCAUGCACCUGAGAGCAAUCUCUUCCUUCUCUGCUGCCGCGGCUGGCGCUGGCGGGGCGAAGAGAGGCGCUUCAGCCACCGCAAGCAAACCGAAAACGCACUGGGCGCGGGUGGUGGGCGCGACGCUGAUGGGGUCUGCCAUGACCGUGGGCGUGCUGCUCAGCACGCAGGAUCCCCAAACCAUUAGCAAGUGGUCCUUCACAGCAGCGGACGCCUGCACACCUUUCCUGCGCCUGCUCGACCCCGAGGUGUCCCAUCGUCUCGCCCUCCUCUCCGCCGAGCUGGGCCUCGUCCCCCACGAGCACCGCCCCGACCCGCCGUCCCUCUGCGUGGCGCUGUGGAACCGCGCCUUCCCCAACCCCGUGGGGCUGGCGGCGGGGUUUGACAAGGACGGGCGGGCGAUCGACGGGCUGCUGGGCAUGGGGUUUGGGUUCAUGGAGAUUGGCAGUGUCACGCCUGCACCGCAGCCCGGGAACCCCAAGCCGCGCUGCUGGCGCAUUCCGGAGCGUGGGGCGGUGAUCAAUCGCUACGGGUUCAACAGUGAGGGCAUAGCAGCAGUGGCAGAGCGCCUCGGUGCGCAGCAGGGCAGGCGGCGGGCGGUCGAGAAGCCCGAGGGGCUCAAGACCGGCAAGGACCGCGCAGCAGCGGUGGCACGCGCGGGCAGGCGCGGACUGGUGGGGGUGAACCUGGGGAAGAACAAGUGGACGGACGACGCGGCGGAGGACUUUGUGCAGGGCAUGCAUACCCUGGCGCAGUAUGCUGACUUCCUGGUGGUGAACGUGUCGUCGCCCAACACGCCCGGGCUGCGGAAAUUGCAGGGGCGUCGCCACCUCCACGGGCUCCUGAAGAAGGUGUUGGCAGCCCGCGAGGAGAUGCAGUGGGGCGAGGAGGGCCCUCCGCCGCUGCUGCUCAAGAUCUCCCCUGACCUCUCACAGCAGGACAUGGCAGACAUCGCCGCUGUUGCGCUCUCCCUCAAGCUCGAUGGCCUGAUUGUGGGCAACACCACGGUGUCGCGGCCGGACAGUGUGCUUGGGCUGCUGCACGCGGACGAGCCGGGGGGCCUCAGCGGCCGCCCGCUGCUGGAGCCCUCCACACACACGCUCAGCGAGAUGUACCGCCUCACCAAGGGCCGGAUCACGCUAAUAGGAUGUGGAGGCAUUUUCAGUGGUGCUGAUGCAUAUGCCAAGAUCCGGGCGGGGGCAUCGCUGGUGCAGAUAUACACGUCCAUGGUGUAUGAAGGCGCAGGGGUGCUGCCCAGAAUCAAGAGCGAGCUGGCGGAGUGUCUGGCACGGGAUGGGUUCGAGUCCGUGGAGGAUGCCGUGGGCGCCGACCACAGGGCAGCAGCGCUGCCCGUGCAUGCAUGAGGGCAUGAGAUGGCAUCGGGUGGGAUGGGACGGGACGGGAUGGGAUGGCAUGGGAUGGGAUCUGUGAUGUGUUCAUCUGUGUUGUGUCAGCGAGGGUGGUGUUGUGUUUGGCAUGGGUGUUAUGCUGUGCAUGCCACCGUGUGUUGUGUCAUUGAUUGGUGUAGUCAACAAGGUGGUAGUCUACUGUGUGGCGCCAUGUGUCAACAUGUAUUUUGUAUAUGUUACAGGCUGGAUAGGUGCAUGCUCAUAGAGAGUACAACACCUAAUGUUAUAUUCCCUUGUACCUCAUCAUUCUAUUCAAUUUGUUACU